AUGCUUCAAAACUGGAUGAAGACAUCCUUAACGAUUGCUGGGGACGAAGAAGCGUCAGAACUUGACAUUGUCAGCGAAGUCGAGGAAGCUGGAAGAAUAAGUUCUGAAGCAAAGUCGAUGGCGAGGAAGCUUCGCCAAAAGAUUGACGGCAAUUGCGCUUCGGAAAAUAGAAUGAACAGUUCGUUAAGGUCUGACGGAGGAGCGUCGGUGACCAAUAGAACAGUUUGCGCAAAAUUGCCAAAGCUGCACGUUAAACGGUUCAAUGGAAAUGUUUGCGAAUGGCAGGAGUUUUGGGAUUCCUUCGAAAGCGCCAUUCACGGAAAUGGAAGUUUGUCCGACGUUGACAAAUUCAAUUAUCUUCGGGGACUCUUAGGCGAACCAGCGAAGUCAUGUAUCGCGGGAUAUUCUUUGACUUCGGCGAACUACAACGCUGCAAUAGACGCGUUGAAGGAACGCUAUGGGAAGCCAGAAUCGGUCCAACGAGCGCACAUGCAAAACUUUUGA
Messenger RNA from Xenia sp. Carnegie-2017, 504 nucleotides. RefSeq lists its product as uncharacterized. The record is from RefSeq and is a predicted model, not a curated record. The transcript has a single exon. Lineage: Eukaryota; Metazoa; Cnidaria; Anthozoa; Malacalcyonacea; Xeniidae. The coding region runs from base 1 to 504 and encodes 167 amino acids.